AGCGGGGCUUCGUGUUCACACACCCGCCCCCCCCCAUCCCCCGCCCAUCCUCCUGGAAAAGAGGCAGCGUUAAGACUCGGGGGGACGAGAAGGUCUCCAGGGUAGAGGUGGACUAAAGGAAGACGCGCGAUAUUCCGUCCACGCACGCACGAACACCCAGGACUCAGCAAGCAGCAAGGCUUUGACGGCGCCUCGCGGAGGCUGCGCGCGACGCGUGCCAAGUGUCCAGGACAGAAGUGCGGAAGAAGAGCGAGGCGCCCGCUCGGCUUCCACAGUUUCGCGCGAGCGGACAGACACUCGCUACAGACUAAAGAAGACGUCCGGUCCAGCCUAAUGGCACUGCAUUAAUUAGAUGCAAAUAAGGCGACGCUUUGGGCAGCGAACGUCUGCCUUUUGUUUUGUAAGUAGGGACUUCUCCGAAAAGCUGCUUGCCAGAGGCGGUCCUGCAGCCUGGGGACUUGGCCGUCAUGCUGGACUGAUCGCGGGGAAAUAUGUUUGGGCUGGAACAGUUUGGGCCUCAGAUUCAUAGCAGAAGGUCUGGCCAAGCGGAGAGAGACGUCGCCCAUCUGGGACAGCAAAUGAACUCUCAAUACAAGAAUCCAGGAUUCCACCCCGGGGGUGUGCACGUACCUGGGGAGCCAGGUGCGGCCCCUUUGAAUGAUCCAAGCGUGCCGUACGGCUUCCACCCGCUGGGCCACAUGGACCCGUGCUCACCAAGUCUGCCGCACCUGCAGCACCCGCCCCAAAUGCACACGUUCGUCGGCGGCCACCAGCCCCACCUCGGACCCCCGCAGGGACACCACCCCCAUCUGCAACAUUCUCAGUUCGGAGGCUCCUACGGGGCGACCGAAAUGAGCUCGUCCUGCCUGCAUGGGGGUCGGCUGGAGGGCUUCCAGCAGGGCUUCACGGAGGGCUUUGACCCGCUCUCUGUGAGCCAGGCAGGGGAGGGGUUCAGCCACCGGCAGCCCUCUGCUGCCAUACCCGACUUUCAACAUCACGGCCCAGGUGGCAACCACGUGGUUCCUGCCCCGUGCCUCCCCCUAGAUCAGUCACCCAACAGGGCUGCCUCCUUCCACGGCCUGCCUUCCUUCUCUUCUGAACCUCACAGCCUUGACCCCCACGGUCUGCCCCCACCAGGUAGACCGAAGGGAUUUGAUUACGGUUACUCCAGCGAUCCCCAUCCUGGGCCCUGCAACUCAACUGCAUUCUCUUCCUCAGAACCAAACUGCCACGUCCCCCACUAUGGCAUGGGAAGACCCGCUGCUGGUGAUGGAGGUUCCCAUGGCAACCCUGGUGUUCCCAGGCAAGGCGUCCCCAAGGCACACCAACUGCAACAUGCCACAUUCUAUGAGAGGUUUGGGGGUGGCAGAAAGGUGCCUGUAGGUGAAGAACCAGGACUAACAGCCAGGUACUCUGCUGGGCAGCAGCCACAGCCAGGCGGGGUUGCCAGGCAAGGCCCCUGCCCUUCAGCAUUGGUACACUCACCUGGCUCCGGCCACAACGGCAUGAGAGAUGGUGGGCUCAUGAUGCCUGUCCAGCACGGCCAGUUUGAUUACCCUUUCAGCAGAACAGAAGGUCGGAGCGUCCACCCCUAUGAAGAUCCCGCAUUCGGUAUGCAGCCGCAGCCACCACCUAGUCAGAGACUCCAGCACUUUGAUUCCGCUUGUAUGAACGUGUCCAAGAGGCCUAGGUUUGACUUCUCCGGUGGUCCCAAUGAGGAGGGUUGUGGGAAUUGGGGCAAUGGUCUGCAUACCCCACCAGGGGGCUCGAGCCACCUCUCACCUUCUGCCUAUCCGGCGCCCACUGGGAAUUUUACCCCUGCUGCCCCGGAAGGCUUUUCCCUGCUGUCCGCCGAGCAGGUGUCCUUGCAGCAGAGGCACAAUGCGGCCCUGAUGAUGAAGCAGAUGGCCUCCAGGAGCCAGCAGCACAGGACCCAGCAGUCUGGUCUGCGGCAAAUUUGUCACCCAGGGGACCUGGGUCCAAGCAAUAUGGCGCCCAGGGGCCAGAUGGGAGCCUUUGAGGGGUCAAGCUUUGAGAACGACGGUGUAAGGAGGAUGGCUAAUGUAGACUCCCAGAAAGGCCCCACACUUCAGGAGAUCCCCUGGUGCCCCACAAUGGCCCCUCAGGGGGACAUUCUGCCCUGUAGGCUCGGUGGUGCCCCUAGGCCUCAUGACAUGGGGCUGCAGCAGGGCAGCGGUGAUGUGCUCUUCAGACCAGGGACUGGGUGUCCGGGGAUGGGUGUCCAGGAACCCACAAGAAUGUCCCACAAUAGGCAUACCCAAGGUCACGCCCAGGCCCUGCUCUCACCUGGGGUCCAUUCGCAGCUCAGAAACAACACAGGUGAGCUACAGCAGAUGCAGUCUCCAGACAUGGGAGUCGUGCUCCCAAAUGCGGCCGCUGGCAGAAGGCCCACGGAUUUUUCCACGCCCCACAUGGGAAGUCAGCCCAGUUUUCCUUUUGGAGGAACGCAACGACAAGGGACAGCUCAAAAUAUCGCCCCGGGAACCAACAGCUCACCAGGAAGCUACCAGACACGCUCGGAAAUGUCCACGGGGCAGGGUUCAUCGCUCAGUAAGCUGGGGAGCCUCUCGCUGGGGAGCUUCAGCAAGUCAAGCGGGAAGGACAGCGCAUUUGGCGAGAGCUGUUUGGCGGCCCUCUCCACUGCCUGCCAGAACAUGAUCGCCAGCCUGGGGGCCCCCAACCUGAAUGUGACAUUUAACAGGAAAGGCCCAAACCAGGGCAGGCGCAAAGCGGGCCCGGCAGAGCAGGACGUCGGUUGCGCCGCGAUGAGUGGGGUCGGCGAGUGUUUCCAGGGUGACGUGUGUCAGGGGGGCCACUCGCCCGCCGCCGGCACCUGCAGCACUAAGCUCCCAGGUCAAAGUAACACAAACCAGGGCGGGCCGGGGGAAGCCAGCACCCCCUCCUCUAACCUCAGCAAGGAGAAUCCUCCAGGGGGUGAGGGGAGGGGGGGCCCAGUGUGCGGGAGAGGGAGGGGGAGGAGAAAAAGCGGACAAAUAAACCCAGGGGGCUUUUUUCCGUCUGAUGGGGGGAACGCUGCAGUGACCCCCUCCCCCAGCAGCGGGGAGAAACUCCAGGAGGAAUCACUCAAGUCCCCGUCCUGGAGAAAGGGGGAUGACCUGCUCCUGGGGGACCAAACCGACCUCAUGUCUUCCCUGGACGCUGGGACUCAGAGUGUCGCCAGGUCCAACGGCAGCUCGCCACACGCAGACUUCCCCGGUGACGGUAGCGCCAUCUGCAGCAACGAAGAUGAGGUGUCCUCCAGUUCGGACCACUCCAAGCCUGUCCGCAGCCUCCCGCUGCCCGUGUCCCCGAAGCAGCUGAGGAGCGACCAGAGGGUGACCAAGAGGCAAAAGCCUGGGGGCGUGACGGUCGGAGGGUGCAGCACCUCCACCCCUGACAGCUACACGUUCAACGGGCCUGGAACACCUGUCCUUGAGCCAGUACGUGUGCCUACGAGUGCUGCGGGUCAGGAUGAAAUCCACCCCCUGGACAUCCUGCAGGCGCAGAUCCAGCUGCAGAGGCAGCAGUUCAGCAUCUCCGAGGACGGGGCUCGAACCGACAGCCCUAGCCAGAACGGCGACACGGGGCCGUCGCCACAUUGCAGCCCCGAUGGAGGGAAGGCCCCCGUCGACCCCAUCGAUCUGGACUCCCUCAUGGCGGAGCAGAAUGCCGCCUGGUUUGUGCCUGGCAACAAGGCCCUCGUGAGCGAUCAGCAGGGGGACAAGCGCACAGCACCCUGGGAAAAGAGCGGGUCUCACAGCAACUGCAAAGAAGGCGCCGACCAGAGCAUGGCAGGCAGCGGGAUUGGAAGCGGAGGUGGUCUCUGCCUGUCGGUCCAGUGCACAGAUGAGCUGGGGACAGGCGAAGCUCACGCAGGAGCGGUCCCCGCAUGGCGCUCGCUGCACUCGGACAUUUCCAGCCACUUCAGCACCUACGUGGCGGCCCUCACCUGACAGUGGGCUCUAGAGGGGCGCCCUAGGGGCUCGUGAACACCGCAGCGAACGCAAGAACGGCGAACACGCUCCUCGUGCUCGUUGACGAUGCCGCACACGCCUGGCGUUCUCCUGGGAACUGAAUUGCGGGAUGGGGUGGUGUUUAUUGGUACAGUGUCGAUUUAUUUUCUGUUUUUCCUUAUUUAUAUUAAUGUAAUAACAGCUAUUUAUUUUAGAAAAUUAAACAUAGUCCAUACAUGAGAACCAUUGCCACUUGUAGAACGCUUUUCCGUGAUGUCGUUUGAAACGUUACGUUGGGUGGAAGGACUUCCUCCGGUUGUCACCCAGUUCCGCUCUCCUCAGGCGCACCGGAUGGACUUGUGUUCUAAGCUAUGAAGCUCUACCUGGCGUUUUGAUGCUAACGUCACACGUCCUGCGUGACCGUGCGAGCAGAAGCCUUCCUUCGCACACAAACACACACAAAGCUUUCAUUGGCCAAAAGAGGAGGUACAAAGCUCCCCAUUCAAAUAUUGGCAUAGUGGAAACCAUUAUUCAGAACCGGGUCUAUCUGAAUUUGCACCUAGACUGUCUAUCAAGGGCAUAGUUUUUAUUAUGUUGGGCAACCUGACAAAUCUUUCUGUCUAGACAACCCCCCCCCACCCCUCCCCCCACCCAGCUUCUGACAUCUUCCUGGGUUCAGCUGACAAGCACUUCCGUGCCCAUGACCACGUGCGGUUUUCCAGCCCGGACAAGUCUGCUGUUUAUUUAAGCCGAUCCAUCACGGUCGAAACACGAGAAGAGGAGCUGCUUCUCUCUUUCGGCAUCCAGACAGACUCCAUUGCAGGUGUGCAGUGCUGCUGGAUCGAAUGGGCAGAAGCGAUUUGUAAGGACAUACAGUAAAAGUGUUGCACAUGUUAAAUACGAGAACAUUUGCUAUGUGUUAAGCAAUCCUGUAAUCCUGUAAUAAAUCUGCUUAAAAUGACCUCUUAUAUAUAAUGGGGGAUUUUAACAGCAACUUUUUUAUUGGUAUGGAAGUACGGUCUUUUUCAUAUAUUUUGUAAAUAUCUGUAUAUGUUCUACUGAGUAACUAAAUAUUAGUAACUAUGAUGGUAAUGGUGCAUUUUGGGAGUUUUACUGUCAAACGCUUUUCUGCAGUUCUUGAUGCAAAGAAUCUGUGUGUUUGCAAAUGAAGCGGUCAUGUACUUCGCAACAUUUUCUGCAGUAAAAAUAUAUGUAUCGACCUACAAGAAAUGGCAGUUAAUUCUGUGUAAAAUACAAGUUUUAGGCCGUGCAGACCGUAGCCGCUCCUAGAUUUGCUGUGAAUCUUGCGCUGAUUUUAAAGGGUCGUUGACAGCGUUCGCUAAUCUCACCGUGCCGUAUACUGUAACCCGUGAGCCUCUCAAAUAGUUAUCAAUUGCAUUUGAUGGGGGAACUGAUUUUGCAGAAAAAGGGGCAAGGCACAAAGCAGCGUGGUGAAACGCAAUUCUAAAAAUCGUACGUCUCCGGCGCUUUAUGGACGAACUUAACGCGAAGAGGCAGGUAGAAUGUUCAUUAAGGCCCUUAUUGAACAUUAGCCCUGCUGCUGAGGGUGGUUGGAUUGAUUUUCCUGGUAGGCCUGACAACCCGUCUGAUCGCUCUUUUCCCCUCUCUCUGCUUCCCUAUGCAGCUGCUCUUUACUGCUCAUCUGCAUAAACAGCAAACAGUAAUCAAUUGCUCCGCUCUGGGUGCAGAAAUCAAUGGUGCAAGAGAGAAUAGAUGGGAUCCCUUACUGUGAGCUGCAUCCCUACCAUCCCCCGCCGCCUCCCCCACCCGCAUUCCCUUCUCUGGUCCCCUACCUUGACAGCGGAGAGUGAGGCGGUGUGAUUGCGUGCUUAUAUUUCUGAGCCUGGGAGGAGCACUCGUACCGCGGAGCCGCACUCUUGGCGUUUCUCCGCGUUCGUUCCCAUCCGAACCCGAGGAGCGUUUGGACUCGGAGGGCCGCUCGGAAGAUACACCUGCCAGCACGUAAACGUAGAUGCGCUCUUGUACUAUAGAAGACACCAGAAGAGUAUGAGCAGGUCUUCGAACUCUCGCCAUCCGUGUGUCCCGGUGACCUGCGGUCGAAGACAUUGUUUAUUCGCCCGGUUACUUUCGCUACGCAGCCUUCGCUCGGUUACACUUUCGUUUCGCUCACGGUCUGGGACUGUAAGACUGACUUCAGACCAAGGGUCAGGAUGCCCUGACACUUAGGUCGCUUUGUAUACGUGCUCAGUCGAGGGAAAUAUUUCCCAGACUCGAGAGCCGCUGAAGUUCAAGAGGAAAUAUUUUGUUCUCAGGCACUGUGUUGCCAAUCAUCGGUAACCCUCAUGUUACGGAAUAAAUGGUAAGAAAAACAUGGGUGAAAGCAGCGCAGGAGCUCUGGACACAGGGAGGUAGAGAGGCUGAUUGCACUGUCUGGGAAACAUUCCCUCUCGUGCAGUUUGUCCUGUAGCCGGUCCCUCCUCGGACAAGUGCGGCCCUAUAAAUACAGCCCGUGUUUGUUUAAGGAUGAUACACAUCUUUGGGAAAAUACCGGCCUGUGGAUUUAGCCCCCCUCCUCCCCUUUGACUCCUGGACUGCUGGAGGUAUGUGAACUCCAGUUAGCCCGGUCUAUUCAGGAGCGGGGGGUGUGGGGGGCCGGGGGCCCAAGGCAUUCCAUACGUGGUCGCAGUGAGAAGCGGCUGAAAGAGCGGCAGCCCUGGCCACCAUCGCAUCUGGUCUCACAACCACAGACUUCUUCUUUGUGACCAUUUAUCCUUUAUACAGAAAGGGAUUUUGUGCGGCGCUGCCGAGGGGAGUUUGGCGUGAUGGGGGGUGGGCACGUUUGUUUUGGGAGCCUCGUUUUUAGCGUGGCAUUGAGCGUUUGGAGUUUUUUUUUUUUUCCUUUGGAACGAGGGAGAAGACAGGGGGAAGGGGUGAGAGCCGAGAGAAGGGUGUGAAAACCUUCCAAAAGGCCGCUUUGCUGCUUUCGAUGGAACAUUACUGUGUAAAUGCGGUCUUUGUGUGUGCACUUUGCCAUUGUUUGGCCAGCAUUGUGCAUUUUUUUUUGGGGGGGGGGGGUGGGGUCGGGUAAAUUCUGGGGGUGGAGAGGGUGUCAGAGCGAGAGCCGGUGAGGCUUUGACCCGGGUGCGCAUGAAGAACGUGGGCAGUGCUUUUUUUUUGUGCUCCUCGGAAGGACCAGACUGUUUGCCAUGGAGGCUGUAGAAUCACAUAAAAACACACACCCACACACACUUAAAUGAUCAAGUGAAACAACUUGCAGCUCACUGUAAACUGUUUUAUUUCGAGACAUGGGAGUAGAUACCGGUGAUGCACGAGUGACGGCUGAGUCACAGCCCAGCCGUCGCCGAAACGGGGCAGGUGCUAUAAGGUACGCAGGUACCCUUCAUUGGAGAAUUACGUCCUCGGCUCUCCUUAACCGUCGUUCUCUGCCGUACUGCGUCAAAUCGGACUCAACUGUCGAGGCUAACUACGCCUCCUCUCUACACAAUUCCAGAGAGGCCCAUAAAAAAAAUUGGAACCAGCGUUUUGGGACAAGCUGGACAGAACUGUUAUCAUGUUUAUGGACUUGUUUACAGAGCAAUAAAGACACCUGAGAGCGCCUGGAGGUGGGCGCCACGAACCGGAAGCCGCAUUAUGAUGCCUUCCGUUUCCACGUAGAGAGAAUUUAGUUAUUCCUUAAGAGUUUGGACGAACCCAGAGUUCAGCGAUGCGAUGGGGGCCCAGGAUCUUUUCUGCUGACCGAGCGAGGAGGCCGCGUUCCAAAUCUCAACCGUGCCGCUUAUUUGCGGGUCUGUCUAACGUGCUAUCGGAAAGGAGGCUCUAAUCCCGCGGGAGGGUGUGAGUGUGUGUGUGUAUGUGUCUAUGGAGGGGAGGGGGCAUCCGUUCAGCAAAGACUUGACUUUAGAACAGAGGCCUAGGUGUACAGGUCACCAGAGGUCCACAGGGAUCAUCAGGGGUUACAAAGGGCAGAACAACACCCCCAGGCCAAACACAGGCAAAGGGGUAUGUUUCCCUACUUCUACACACACACACAC
Scleropages formosus (Asian bonytongue) is the source of this 8008-nucleotide messenger RNA. Its product is annotated as transcriptional activator MN1-like. Gene Ontology annotation, biological process: regulation of DNA-templated transcription. Lineage: Eukaryota; Metazoa; Chordata; Actinopteri; Osteoglossiformes; Osteoglossidae. The record is from RefSeq and is a predicted model, not a curated record. The transcript is spliced from 3 exons. The coding region runs from base 492 to 3974 and encodes 1160 amino acids.